CAUACCGUUGUCGCUCUCCUUCUCUCUCUCUGACUGAUGUGUGUUCUUCCACACUCUAUCUUGUGUCAGUUAAUAGUUAACGGCGACAGAGCAGAGUUGUCGUGGCACCACGACCCCGACACCUGGCACGUUCUGAGCGCCAUCCAACCCGGGCACCCCGGAUCAGCUGACUUACCAUGGGAAACUAUAUAUGUGGUACACUGAGGAAGAAGAAAAAUAAAGAUGGAGAUGACAGUGAUGAUCAUAGCAGCCCAGACACAGAAAAGAAGGAAGAGGAUGUGACAUACGCCACCAUUGACCAUAGCAACACCAAGACAACAGGUGUCAUAAUAGAUUCUCACCCUAACGACUGUGACUACGCCAUUGUUAAACCUCCAACUUGCCUCGCCCACCAGUCGUUAAUUAAAGAAGACUGUGCAGAUGACUAUGUCUUCAUGGGCUGACCUCAUGUACAAUGUGUGUGUGUGUGUGUGGGGGGGGGGACAUUUUGAAGGGGGACAAUGGAGAUGCAAGGUGGACAUAGGCCUGGGGCAAGCUGGACAGCACCCUCCUGGACCAAAAGACCCUAGAUGUGACUAUGAUAGCGCCCACAAAUGGAACUUUUGAUGCAGUGUGGUUGCAGGAAUGGUGUGCUUUUAUAGUUGUGUUUAAUUAUGUUUUACAGUCACAUUAUGCUUAUGUUAAUGUUUACAUUUUUUUCCCUAAGAGAAACGGAUGCUUUAGUUCAAACUU
This is a messenger RNA of Oncorhynchus keta (chum salmon), 732 nucleotides long. RefSeq lists its product as uncharacterized. The record is from RefSeq and is a predicted model, not a curated record. Lineage: Eukaryota; Metazoa; Chordata; Actinopteri; Salmoniformes; Salmonidae. Bases 177 to 443 code for a protein of 88 amino acids. The transcript has 4 exons.